AUGGGUCACCAACAUUCUGAUAAGGAUGAAAGUGCCAAAGAGGCUGCUGGCCAAGACACCUCUGACCUACACCCGGUCAUGACAACUACCGAGGGCGGGUCCGGGCCGACGAACACCCUCCGCCGCGACUUCAAGGAGCGUCACGUAUCCAUGAUAGCAGUUGCCGGUGCCAUUGGGACCGGCCUCAUCAUCGGGACUGGAACGGGUCUUGUCCGUGGCGGGCCCGCCAGUCUCCUCAUCGCGUACAUCGUUAUCGGCGCGGUGAUCUAUUUUACCAUGACGGCACUGGGGGAAAUGGCCACUAUGUUCCCAACGGACAGGGCCUUUGCCGGAUAUUCCACCCGCUUCGUCGACCCAGCACUGGGCUACGCUACCGGAUGGAACUACUUUCUCAAAUACGCGAUAGUUCUCCCAAAUAAUCUCACUGCCGCGGGGAUCAUAAUUCAGUACUGGCGGCCCGAUCUCAAUGUCGCGAUUUUCGUCGCCACAUUUUCCGUCGUGAUUAUUAUCAUCAACGUGCUUCCUGUAUCUUUCUUUGGCGAGGCCGAGUUCUGGAUGUCGGCCGUGAAGCUUCUGGUCCUCACCACGCUCAUUCUCACCUGCUUCAUCAUCUCGAUGGGAGGUCAGCCUUCCCGCCAACGGAUUGGUUUCUCAUACUGGAGAAACCCCGGCGCCUUUGGAACUUAUUUGGCAGAUGGCUCGACCGGACGAUUCCUCGGUUUCUGGGCAGCCAUGGUGCAAGCCUGCUUUGCCUAUACCGGUACCGAGGUAGUCGGCGCGGCAUUCGGCGAGGCACCGAACCCGAGGAAGACAGUGCCAAAGGCCAUUCGGCAGACGCUGUGGCGCAUCGUAUUCUUCUACAUCAUAGGGGCUCUCGUCUUGGGGAUGGCCGUUCCGUAUACCAACGACAGGCUUAUUGGUGGCACCAAGCAAAGCACCGGCGCUGCCGCCAGCCCUUUUGUCAUUGCCGUCCAGCUGGCCGGGAUCCCGGUCUUCCCUGAUGUGGUCAAUGGGUGUCUUUUAGUGUUCGUCCUCAGUGCGGCAAACUCAGACAUCUACAUCGGUUCCCGAACUCUCUUCGGCCUUGCGCGCGACAACCAGGCGCCGAAGAUCUUCGGGAGGACGAGUGCAAGGGGUGUGCCCCUAGCCGGCGCCGCUUUCACCGCCCUGUUUACGGUGCUUGCGUACAUGAACGCAUCCAAGAGCUCGUCCCAGGUCUUUGGUUACUUGGUCAGUCUGGUCACCGUCUUCGGGGCUCUGAACUGGAUCUGCAUUCUCGUCUCCUAUGUGCAGUUUACAAGGGGCAUGAAGGCGCAAGGUAUCUCUAGGGACUCGAUCCCUUACCGUGGGUUCCUUCAACCAUAUGGUGCCUACUUCGCCCUGGGUAUGACCAUGAUUGUGAUAUUUUUCAACGGCUACAACGCAUUCGUUCCCAAGUUCACCGCUUCGACUUUCGUCACUUCCUACAUCGGCGUUGUCAUUUUCUUGGGAAACAUCUUCUGUUACAAGAUCUUGGCAAAGACUUCCAAGGUCACGCUCCACGGAAUGGACUUGCACACCGAUCGUCGGGAAUGA
Molecule: messenger RNA, 1575 nt
Organism: Phialemonium atrogriseum
Lineage: Eukaryota; Fungi; Ascomycota; Sordariomycetes; Cephalothecales; Cephalothecaceae
Product: putative amino-acid permease
Exons: 4
Coding region: 1-1575 (524 amino acids)
Biological process (GO): amino acid transmembrane transport
Cellular component (GO): membrane
Molecular function (GO): amino acid transmembrane transporter activity
Source: RefSeq, a predicted model, not a curated record